Sarcophilus harrisii (Tasmanian devil) is the source of this 936-nucleotide messenger RNA. Its product is annotated as granzyme B(G,H)-like. The record is from RefSeq and is a predicted model, not a curated record. Bases 46 to 795 code for a protein of 249 amino acids. Gene Ontology annotation, biological process: proteolysis. The transcript is spliced from 5 exons. NCBI's taxonomy places the organism in Eukaryota, Metazoa, Chordata, Mammalia, Dasyuromorphia, Dasyuridae. Gene Ontology annotation, molecular function: serine-type endopeptidase activity. Gene Ontology annotation, cellular component: intracellular membrane-bounded organelle; cytoplasm.
UUGCUGGUAAAAGCAGUAUUUGCUUUGGAUACCCUCUGUGGCAAGAUGCAUUUCCUGUUUCCCCUCUUAGUGAUUUUGCUUCAAUUUCCUGGUGCUAGAGCUGGUGAGAUCAUUGGGGGCCGGGAAGCAAAGCCCCAUUCCCGACCAUACAUGGCAUAUCUGAAGUUCAGUUUGGAAAACAGAGAAAGUAAAUGUGGUGCAUUCCUGGUUCGAGAGGACUUUUUGCUGACAGCAGCUCACUGCUGGGGAAGUUCCAUCAGCAUCAUUCUGGGAGCACAUAACAUCAAGAAGUCAGAAAAGACCCAGCAGAAGAUUGGUGUGCUCAGAGCUAUUCCUCAUCCUCAAUAUAACAACCAGACCUACAAUAAUGAUAUUAUGUUGCUUCAGCUGGAGAAGAAGGCCAAGCUGAACAGAGCUGUGAAUCUCCUGCCCUUACCCAGGAUGAAAGACAGGCUGAGGCCUGGGAAAAGCUGCAUUGUGGCAGGCUGGGGAUGUGACGAUGCAGAGAAAUUCCCAAACACACUGCAGGAGGUGGAGUUAAAAGUGAGUAAGGAUAAGGAGUGCAAGGAGAACUACCCGCGAUACUACAACAGGUCUACCCAGUUGUGUGCUGGAGAUCCUAAGGAGAAAAAGGCUUCUUUUAAGGGGGACUCAGGAGGUCCUCUAGUGUGUGGUAGAGUGGCCCAGGGUAUUGUCUCGUAUGGAUUUAAAAAUGGGAGAAAUCCUCGUGUCUAUACUCGAAUCUUCAGCUUCUUAUCAUGGAUCAAGAAAACAAUGAAGGCUCAUGAGUACUAAGCAUCAAGUGAGAUUCUGUUUCCAAGACAGAAUGAUUCUCUCUGAUAACAAGAAGUGGUUUCUGGAUAUAGAGUCUAAAGUCAAGAGGAUGUUUGGAAAUAAAAAGGAUCACAUGCCAAUAAAUCUGAAUGUUAAUUUGCA